Apus apus (common swift) is the source of this 6820-nucleotide messenger RNA. RefSeq names its product aspartylglucosaminidase (gene AGA). Gene Ontology annotation, biological process: protein deglycosylation. Gene Ontology annotation, cellular component: lysosome. The transcript is spliced from 9 exons. Gene Ontology annotation, molecular function: N4-(beta-N-acetylglucosaminyl)-L-asparaginase activity. The record is from RefSeq and is a predicted model, not a curated record. NCBI's taxonomy places the organism in Eukaryota, Metazoa, Chordata, Aves, Apodiformes, Apodidae. The coding region runs from base 26 to 1096 and encodes 356 amino acids.
GCAGUGCGGGCCGGGGCGGGCCGCAAUGGCGGCCGUGGCGGCGGCGGGACACGGCGGGGGCUGGCAGCGAGUGCUGGUCAUGCCUCUCUUGCUCGUCAUGCUGCAGCUGGAGGGCGCCGCCCCACAGGCUGCCCUGCCUCUGGUCAUCAACACCUGGGCGUUUAGGAAGGCCGCAGAGACAGCUUGGAGAGUAUUACAUAUGGGGGGUUCUGAGCUGGAUGCUGUUGAGAAAGGCUGUGGUCAGUGUGAGAUUGACCAAUGUGACGGGAGUGUGGGAUAUGGAGGAAGCCCAGAUGAAAGUGGAGAAACAACACUGGAUGCAAUGAUUAUGGAUGGCAACACUAUGGAGGUUGGGGCAGUUGCGGAUCUCAGACGUGUAAAAAAUGCAAUUGGUGUAGCACGAAAAGUCAUGGAAUACACUAAGCAUACAUUAUUAGUGGGAGAAUCAGCCUCCCUGUUUGCUGUAAGAAUGGGGUUUCCAUAUGAAGAUUUAACUACCCAAAAAUCUCUUUUGAUGUAUUCAAACUGGCUUAAUCAAAGCUGUCAGCCAAACUACUGGAAGAAUGUGGUACCAGACUCUGCAAAAUCCUGUGGACCAUACAAACGGCAUGAAAAUGUAGUUUUCAAAGAAAACCAGACCCUCUCACGAAGAAGUGUUCAUGAUCAUGAUACUAUUGGUAUGGUUGUAAUCGGUUGUUGUGGAACUGUUGCUUCUGGGACAUCCACUAAUGGUGCUGUACACAAAAUUCCAGGCCGUGUAGGAGAUUCUCCAAUAGCUGGAGCAGGAUCCUAUGCAGAUAGUACAGCUGGAGGAGCUGCAGCUACUGGGGAUGGUGACAUCAUGAUGCGCUUCUUACCCAGUUAUCAAGCUGUGGAGUAUAUGAGGAUGGGAACAGACCCGAUGGUAGCCUGUCAGAAAGUUAUCUCCAGAAUCCAGAAGUAUUCCCCAAAAUUCUUUGGUGCUGUUAUAUGUGCCAAUACAACUGGAAGUUAUGGUGCUGCGUGUAGUAAAGUUCCAGGAUUCACUCAGUUUCGUUUCAUGGUUUCUAGCCCUUUGCUAAGUCAGCCCACUGAGCAAGUAGUAGAUUGCAUUUAAUUUUUUCUUGUCCUGUUAACAUGAAAACUAAGAGGAGGAAAGCGUUAAGGUUCCCAGGGAUUAUGGUUUUUAAUGGUUGCUUAUUUUCACUGUUGCAUAAUCAUGUGAACAAGUACAAAGGUAUGUUGAUGAUGCAGCUGCUACUUCACUGUUUUUUAUAUUUUUUACUUUUUGAUUACUUUGUGUAGUGCAAUUAAGCUGAAUCUGUGGUUUCCUGAUGUAAUUAUCUUGCUAAGUUAUUUUGACAUGAUUGUAGACCAGUACUAUAAUCUAGAGUGAAGUUUAAAAACUAACUCUGUGUAGUCUGAGGGAAGUAAACAUAGUUGCAAAAUUAUAGUUUGUGCUGACACUUUCACAGUUAGCAUAGACAAUUCAUCUCUUUAAAAAUCUACAUGUAAGAGAAAUGGCUGAAAUUGAUAUAUCACUACUGAGAUAUCUUAAAUAAUUAAUUUAGUAGGGAUUAUCUUACAUUCCAACUCAGUUUUUAGAAUUUUGUGAACCUGACAAUCAAACUGGUUCUAAAUCCCAUAAAAAAGUUAUCUGUUGUAUGUUGACGUCCAAGUACUGCCAAGAGCUUUGGUCACUCGGAAAAAAAAACCAAAAAACAACAAACAAACAAACAAGAAAAAACAAAACUUUCAAGGAGGAUUCAUAAAGUGGACAUGUGGUCAUACAGAUGCAAAGAGACCAAGUGUGUAAUGGCUCCUGUAGUCUGUUUUUAUAAGAAGUAGCCAGAAGUGAUGAAUAGUAAACAUUUCACUUUGACAUUUAAAAACAUUUGUCAGAAAUCUGGAAUGAAGGAGAGGGAGCGGGAGGGGUCCUGCUCUACACAGGAGUCUUGUUUUGAGAAGAUUUAACUGUCUUUCUAAGAUUUAGUCUGGAUUUUCUUUUCUCUUGAAAAGAAAAUGGCAUGCAAAUACUUUCAAGCAAGAAAAUCAGGUUGAAGAGUAGUGGAGAAGAUUUCAAAGCUUUAAGAGUUAAGGAGCAUCUCCUUGUGGACCUUUCUAACUUGUUUCACAGCAUCUGAAAAUACAUUUGAAUAGGGAGGACUUCCAAACAUACCUUGUAGUACAAGCCUUCAGGGAGUAUUUUGUUGACUAACUGGAUGUUAAGAUAGGUGGAAAUCUUCCUGUCACCUUUUUUUUUUUUUUAGCAGAAGUUACAUAUCUCAGUCACAGUGAUUUCCUUGUUACUAAUCUGCUGUGCAAUUGCCCUUUCCUGUAGCACAUCUAGCCCUGCAAAGGAGCAGUUGCGUACCUAGAGUGUGACAGUUACUUAACAGCUGAUGAAGCUGGGUUUGUCACUUUCUGUGUCAAAAGGUGCCAGGAUUCAUUUUUAUUAGAAGAUCAGCAUCUUGAGGAUUGUUGUAUAAGUAUUGGAAGAUCUGUUUGAUCGUUUUCUACCUUUGCUGCUUUGCUGAUGAUUUGAAUCUUUGCUAAACUUGAUCUAGGAGAAGUUAAAAGUGGGGGGAGCAAGUAAAAUGUCUUGUUAAGCACUUUAGUUAUCCUUUAUCUACUUUAAUAAAAUCAUUGGGUAAUAAAAGGUCACCUUAAUGUAUCAUUUAUAAGUAAAAUUGUUCAGAUCUGUGUGUAUGUAUGAUUGUUUCCUUAGUGUCUUUGAAGGUUGGAAAAAAUGUUGAGACUAGAGUAGUAGCCAUCUUUUAAUGGUCUGCUGUUUUAACUUCUUCAACAAAGUACUUUAUUUGGUGAUUCACUUCUGUCACUGGAUCUUUAGAGCAUCUUGAAGCACAUAGUUCACUAUAGGCCACAAUAAGCUUUAGUCAAGGAAGCUCUUACUGAAUAUAUCUGCAGUGGUUUAAGAUAAGCUUUCUACCUGUCCUACUUACAACCCUUUUCUCGUGGCUGCUGUAUCUGCAGAUAACCAGGCAGUUAAGUGCAAAUAGAUUAAUAAAAUCCCAAUUAUUCUUACUGUGGAGAUAGCACUGUGGAUUGUGAACACAGAAGGUUCAGUACUGGCAGCUGAGUGGUAAUGUCUCAAACUGCUGCAGCUGAAUCCACUAGGAUUAAUUUUUGAGAGAGGCUGGGGACAUCCAUGGCUGGCUUUCUAGUGUCCUCAGGCCACUCUGUGCUACCUAGUGUGCUACCUAGUGUACGUCUCCAGAGGCUGUGAAUGCCCAUGUGGAAAGAUGAUGAGUACUCUGCAACAGCGUACCUGAAGUCACCAAGUUACAAUUCUAACCUACUGCAUAGUCAUCUCAUCUGUACGUGAACUUGUCUCCUUGAGUUAAUAAUGUAGGUUGCUUUCUCAUGCUGAAUUUGUUAUCACAAAUUAUAGGAUUGAUUUGUGUAAACCAUUUUACUCCAUUGUUAAUUUGAAAGUGUAUUUACUUACAAUAUUUAUACAUACAUCAUUCUGAUCUUAUUGACAUAAUCCUGAAUUUAAAAAUUUAUUUGCUUAAUAUUUUGUAUUUAGAAUAUUUCUUUAAAGGUUGUUAGUAAUAGUGCUCUUCUCUUAUGCUUAGCAGAUACAUGAGGUUUUUUAAGAAAGCUUUCUACAGGGACAAGUGAUUGCCAAAAGUAAGCAAAAACUCAAUGACAGUUUCUGCCGUGGCUACAAAAAAACCAAAAUCCUACAGUUUCUGAUUUCAAGGAAUAUUUUAAAAAAGUUUUUACUAUGGAACUUUUACUACAAAAUGCAGAAGAAACCUCAAAAAAUAUUAAUAUUUGCAGGUUAGUGGUACAGUUGAAUACAUCCUGCCUGUAAAGUUGUAGGAUUUUUUUCAGUCAAACUUUUAAGUUCAUUGGCUUCUAGGUAAUCUGCUUUUUCUGUUUCUGAAACUUCUUACCAAAUUAUUGCUUCCUCCAGUGAAGACAGCAAAACAAUCUUAGCUUAGUUGUCUGACUAUUUCUAUUUUUCAUCUUUUGCAUACUUCCCAGGCUGACUCCAAAAUACACUUCAGCUCUAAUUCUGUUUAUUGCUAAAUUAUUAUUUUGAUUGGUGGUGGUGUGUAAAAAAUAUAAAAAGCAGAGAGCUCUGCCACUUUAAUAUAGUUGUGCAGUUGAGUUGUGUUUUAUAUUUCUCCUUUCUUAGCCUUUGUCAUUUAAAGAUCCUAAGAAGUAAGAAAUUCACUCUAGCAAUAAAUCCAGUGGCCUUGGUUUAUGUAAAGCUGUGAAGAACCUUAAGUUAUUACUUCUCCAAGACAAGCAAACAGAUAUUAUUAUAGAACCUAACCUGCCCAACAGGAGAAAGGCUUUUUGUCAAAGAGAGUCCACUGAAGUCUGGUCUUCCAACUGUUAUUUGCAGACUGUAUUUAGUAUUUAUAGAAUGUCAGGAUAACUGAAUAGGUUAAAUACCCUGUGAUACUCUGAGACUUUAAUUUCUUGUUUUCAUAGUUAGAAGAUUAAAAUGUUUCAGAUACUUCUCUGUUGAAGGCUUAGUAACUGGAAUUCGCAAAUGUGUACAAUCUCAAUUACAGACAAGCUUUUUGUCAAACACUGACAGAUUUUUACAGAUUUUUUUCCUACUGAUUAAAUUACUACAGAAGAAAUGAAAUUACAUAUUUACAUAUAAACAUUUACAUUUUACAGUAAUAUUUCAUAAUAUUAUAUUAAGCAACCAUAAUAUUAGAUCAGCUUGUAAUUGCAAAACUGAAAUGGGAAACUAAGUAAUAUCUUUCUCAUAGACUUUUAGGAUCUGGAUGUUGUAUUGUUUGAAAGUCUGAAGAAUGUUUGCCUUCAUGUUAAUUUCCACAGACUAUAUUAGCACAUUAAUUUUACUUAAAGACUUCACUUAAAUUACUGUAUAGGUUCUCUGUUGUUGCACAGGAUCUUGAAAAAUUAUAUUCUCUUUAGCUCUGCAGGAUAGGUUUUUAGGCAAGUUGUUUUCACUUGCCACACAAAUUCUCCUGCACCCCUUCCCACCACUUGCUUCUGCCCCAUGCAAAAGUAAUUUUGUCUGAGGCUUGAAGUAUAUUUUAGGAUGACUUUUGCUAAGGGCUAGUGUCACAUGCUGCUAAAGCCAUUUCACAAAAAUUUCACAAAAUCACCCACAAACCAAAUAGUUAUAUCACUUAUACUUGCUACAAACUACAGCAAUUUUUAAAGAACCUUCUGUUCUGCCUAAAGCCUUCUUUCAUGUAUAGACAUGCUUCUUUACUACCUCUGAAACCAGAAGAAUAAUGGUGGGUUUUUUCCCUGUUCUGUCAUUAAUAGCACUUUAUAGUAUCUUCAAAUGUAUAGGGCUCUUUUGUUUUAUAAAUGUUUUCUUCAUAUUAAUUUACUUGUUGCUGUCAGCAGACUUGUGUCAUUUUAACAGCUUGACACAUUCUGACUGUACCCAUCCAGAUUCAACUGUUGGUUCUAAAGUUUACCUUGUGCAUAAUUUAGACUGUCUUGUAUUACUAUUUUACCAAGUUGUAUUUGGAGAGAAGGAUCUAAGUUUUGGAUGUUAGACUUCUUAAAAGUGGCAUAGUUCCUCAAGCAGUUUGUAGUUUUUUUCUUGAUGUUUGAGAAGCCUAUUGUCUGUUUUUUGGGAGAGAGGGAGGACUUAAGGGGUUUUUUUGUGUUCGUAAAUACAAAAAAAAAAAAAAAAGAAAAGAUUGUACUCUAUUGUCCUGAAUUAAUAAAUGAUGGCUACAGAGUGGCAUUUUUGAGGACUGAGGAAGGAGGAGAUACUCAAGAAGCAGUAUCACAGUAGAUUCCAGUAUCGCAGUACUACAGAUUAAGGAUUAUACUUACCUAGGCCAUGAAUGCUUAUUGUUUGUAAGUAGAUGUUUGAUAGUAUAUGGUGAUUAUUUAUUAAAUACAAUGUGAUAGGCUAUUUGAAAAUAAAAGUGGUUGUGCUGCUAGCUUAAUGCUACUCCUAGAUAUUCAUUGUUACAAGAAAAAUUCCAAGGCAAGUUAUCAUAGAUGAUCUGUGAGGAUGAAGGUUGCAUUGGCAGGCUAAUACACAGAGAAGUAAAAAGGAACUGAAACUUCCCAUAAAUUAAUAUAUUUAUCUGCAGCAAUUUUUCUGAGCACUGAGAAGCAAUAUAGAACUGACGAUUUAAUACUGUUGUUGCAUAAUCAAGUCUUUAUCUAAGAUUUUUUUUUUUUCUGAUGGAUUUAUAGUAAUAGAUGAAGUAAAGCAUCAUAGAUUAAAAGAGUGAAUGGGAAAAUAUCCUGGUUUGCACCAAGAUGAAGCCACUUUUCCUUUUACUGAUUUUUUUAUUUAUUUUUUUUUCCCUUCAGUAAGCUUUCUUUUAACUAGUAGCAGAGUGUUCCAGCUAGGAAUGAUAACAAAUGGUAGAAUGUUUUUGUAACUGCUGUGUCUUCAAGGUCGCACCUUCACUCUGCCGGCUCAGACACUACAGGGAGAUCUAUAACCCCCCCAUAGGAGGCUGAGUUAGACAGACAGCAAAACUGGCCAGAGAUAUUCCAUUCCAUAUAUCUACGUAAGCUCAGAGGAGGGUCAGAGGUCACAGAAGACAGCUUCCUUCCUGCUUCUUCUUCCCUUCCGUCCAUGGCCGGCAUCUGGGGACGACUCUGUCUAUCCAUCACCAUCGACCCCCAGGCUUGAGCUCUCCUGACCCUCAUCACUCUUUGCUUUCUCCAGCAGCUCUGGGAUUUUUUAGGACUGUUCCCAUCUAAGGAGAGUGCUGUGGGAAUUGCUGGGGGUGGGGAGAGGCAAUAGGGGUUUGCACAUACCUGAACAUAUUUGUAUAUAAUUGUAUAUAUUUUCUUAUAUCAUUAGUGUUUAAUUAAAGCUGUGUAGUUUAGUUUUUAA